Messenger RNA from Durusdinium trenchii, 3536 nucleotides. The record is from the annotation of a GenBank genome assembly. Lineage: Eukaryota; Dinophyceae; Suessiales; Symbiodiniaceae.
AUGGCAAACCCUUGCCCACUCUGGGGUGUGUUGCUCAGGAAAUUUGCCAUAGGCAAAAUUUCCGCAGCAGAACUGCAAGAGAUAUCCAGUGCAGCAGUGAAGUCUGGAGCCAACUCACAAGAGAUGCUCGGGCUGCAAAGCUUGGGCACCAUGGGGCAAGUGAAAGGCAAUUGCCACAGAGACUUACGCAGGAAACACUUCGGUGCCUUAUUGUCCCCUCAGCCUUGGAAGAUUCCUUGCCUCCUGCAGCAAAAGGAAGAGGGACAACAAACCAGCAAGAUUUCAGAUUGCUGGCUGUUACUGCCUCACAUGUGGACAGUGGCAUUGGAAGAGAAUGACCUUCUGCCUGCCUUGACAUGCCAGGAUGAGGAGCUUGUCGUCUUCUGGAAAAGCCAAAAGAGCAGCCCACAGAUGACCAGUGCAUUGUGGAAGGAGCUGGAUUUCAAGCAUCCUUCUCGGCUCCCCAUCCCUUGGCUGCUGCAUGGGGACAGUGCGCCAUACACUGAAGCAGACAGCCUGCAGGUGGUAUCUAUGAGGUGCAUGCUCUCCAAAAGAAGUGUGUCAGAAUCCCAGCUCCUGUUGGGAGCUGUGCCCAAAUCAGCAGGAACCAAGGAAGGCUGGUGCACCUUGAUGGAGGAGCUGGCCUGGAGCUUCAAGGAGAGGCAAACCUUGCAAGCCUUGAACAAGUUGCUGGUGAGGCUUUAUACAGAGCUGGAGGUCGAAGCUUCCAAGAGGAUGAAGCACCUCAAGUUGACAGACCUGCAACCUACAACAGAAGAGUUCCCUUGCCUCAGGCAUGUCAAAGGAGCCAAAAUCAGGGCCUUUGCCCCUGUGUGCCUAGAGCUUUGCAGGCUCUACAAAGACAGCAGGGUUGAUAAACACAGGCUAGCCAUGGUUUCCAGCUUGAACCAGCUCUACACCUUGAUGGGAGAGCACAGCUGGCAAAAAUGGGGCGCAAAGCAGGGGGAGCAGUUUUUGGCAGCCACCAACACCUUGCUGUCCCACUAUUCCUUUCUGGCUAGGGCUGCAAUGGAUGCAGGUGAGUACAUGUACAGCUUGACGCAAAAGCACCAUGUACUGGUGCAUUUGGCAGAGCAGGUGGGCUGGACAGCCCUGCCAAAUACUUUGCCUGCAGCCCAGCAUCUCAAGCACAAGGGGAGUAGCUGCAACAUGGAUUUGCACAUGGCAAAGAAGCAGAAAGUCUUGUAUGUCAAGGGGGAGGGCACCUCAAACCCAGUGCUGCUGGCAGAAGGGUGGUAUCUGGAUCCAAAUGAGGACUCACAGGUGCUGGUUCCUCCAGACACCCCAGCUAUUGAAGAUGAGGAAAGUGCUGAAGCUGAGGAAAGCCGUUAUUGCAACUGGUCUUUGAAAUUGCGCGUGGCUCUUAUUGUCAUCCUGACAUGUCUAGGCUUCGAAGUCUUGCAGGGGGGCCUGCAGCCCUUGUUGGCAGAGGCCGAGCGGGCCAGGGCGGUGCCGGCGAGGGAUGCUGAGAAGGCCUUGUCCGAAGUUCUCGAGGACUCGUCCUCGGCCGCGAAGUUUGGGAAUUUUUUGGGUCCCGACAUGAAGGGUUUGCUGAAACUAUACGAUGCUAUACGGAUGUUCAUGCCCAGCCGCACGGAUUGGCUGCUGGAUCAGCGCUCUGCCAUGCUGGUGGACUCGUUCCGCGAGAGCUCGGCGCAGGUGGCAGGCGCGGCGAAUGGAACCAACGGAGAGACCGUUGACCAAGGGUUGCAAGACCGGUUGGCUACAGUGGUGCAACGCUUGAACAAGCUUCGAAGUGGCUUUGAUGGGCGUACGGAAUCCUUGAUGGUGGGCUUGCAUCAUGCUGAGAUGAACGGCAUGAAGGAGACGGAGGCGCGGCAUCAGCAGGCUGAACGACUCCAUCAAGAGGUGUCUCAUCACCGGCAGCGUGAGCAAAACCGGGCGGAACGCGCUGCCGCGCAGCGCGUCAGAGAUCAGAUUGACCUGGUUAAGGAGGUGGGACACGUUCUACAGGGUGCUUGGACCUCAGUUGCGCGGGAGUCGGCCCGCGCCGACCUUCGCUACCGCGGCCUCCGCGUGUCGGACGACCUUUCGGGUGAUCGGGACCAGCCCAAGUGGCAGCUUGGCCAGCUGAGACCCUUCGGCUUGACACCCGACGGUCGCCCAAAGCGGCUUCGAAUUCACAACGCCUGUGGCAGCGAACCGGUUUGGAUCGCUCAUUUGGCGGGCAAUGGCACUGGGCCUGACCUGCAGAACGUAAAGAUAGAGCCCAAUGCCAUGUGGGACUUUGUCACCUCCACAAAUCUCUCGAGCACCCGCUACUGGCCGAAGUACCGCUGUGAUCAGCAUGGCAAUCAUUGCUUGAUCGGUGAGAGUGGCGGAGUGGGACAAGAAUGCGACCAGGAGGGCUGUGCGCCACCCGUGGACACCAAGUUUGAGGCCACGUUCGGGGACAACGCGCACCUCUGUGACUUUGCCACGCAGAAGGGCUGCGACUGGGUGGAUGUGAGUCUGGUCGAUGGCUUCACAGCGCCGUUUCAGCUCUCCAUCGAGGGCACUUGCUAUAAUGGCUCUGGUGCAUUGGUUGAGGAUGACCGGAUGCACAUUGAUUGCAUGGGCUUGACUUUGUACGAUUGCCCACCCUUUGAGGAGCUAGCUACCCAAUGGGUGGAUUUGCGUGCCACACAACGCGGCAAGGUUUUGGGCUGCUACUCACCCUGCAGCAAGCUGACCUUGAGGCAGUGGAACAACGAAAUCGCAGAAGGACGUUCACCAACUGAUCAUGAUCUUUUGCCCUAUUGCUGCCCAACGCCCCCUGUGACACCCAAGAAGUGUCGCAAAGGGCCGGUGCGAGAUACCCAAUAUGUUCAGACGCUGAAGGCACGCUGUCCAGCGGUCUACGGCUUUGCGUAUGACGACGGCAUGGGGCUCCUGCGAUGCGAAGCAUCUACGCGAUAUUUGUUUACGGUUGGGUGUCCAUCUGCUCCAGACUACGAGUUCCCCGAUGGCCUUUUUGCCAAGAGGAAGCUUUGGAACCUUCCUCCUCUUCCAUCCGUCACCGUGAAAGGAUGUGAGAUUGGGAGUGCUGCCAUUUGCCCGGACGGCGGCCGAUGUGAUGCUCAGACUCCGUGCUGCUCUGACGGCAGCCUUUGCCCAUCAUGGGGCUGGAUGGAAGACCCAGCUGCAGGUUGUCCACACCCCAAGAAGUUGAAUUGCGUGAAAGGCCUCACGAAGGCCCGAACCUUGGAUAUGUGCCACGUGGGCGACUUUGUCCCCUGCCCUGCCACAUGGUCGUUGAAGCGCACACGCGGCGACCAGUCUGGCCAGCAGUACUUUUGCUCCGGCGAUGUUUGCUGCCCGGAUGGCAGUCUGUGCCCCUCGGCUUCCGCGUCCACCUCAGCGAACUGCAGAAAGAAGACCAGCUGCGUGGUGGACCAGAUCAUCACCUGAUCGUGAACCAGAGAGGAAUGAUCUUGUGGCACAAGACGCUUCAAGACGACAGCAGAUCGAUGCCCAAGUCAUGAAAAAGAGUCGAUGCCCUCAUUGUAUCCCUC